Molecule: messenger RNA, 1650 nt
Organism: Ustilaginoidea virens
Lineage: Eukaryota; Fungi; Ascomycota; Sordariomycetes; Hypocreales; Clavicipitaceae
Exons: 3
Coding region: 1-1650 (549 amino acids)
Biological process (GO): zinc ion transmembrane transport
Cellular component (GO): membrane
Molecular function (GO): zinc ion transmembrane transporter activity
Source: RefSeq, a predicted model, not a curated record
AUGGAGCUGGCUGCUGAGAGUGUCGACAAUGACACCAGAGGAUGGAUCAUGUGCGUUGUCAGUGGCAUAGCAUGCGUAUUUGGCGCUUCGAUUGUUUGCGUCGACUUCCUUGUCCGCCUCAUUCCAGGCAAGCGCAACUUUCGCAUCCAGGACAGCAACGUCUUCCUGGCGAGUUCGCUGUCUCUGAGCUUCGGCGUCAUGAUGUUCUCCGCAUUGUACAGCAUGCUGCCCGAGUCAAAAGACUACCUCAAAAAGGACGGCUGGGAUGAUCUGUCGGCGGGCUUGGUCAUCAUGGCUUGCUUCAUUGCAGGCUUCUUUGGCAUCCAGGCCGUUUCGCGUCUUCUACACCGGCAUAUCCCCUCCCACGUUGUCGAUUGUGACCACACACAUGACGAUCGGCCCCCACAGGACGGUCAGUUGUGUAACCAUGACCGCAGACAAUCCAGGGUUAGCCGAGCCCGCAGACGACUAUCCCGGCCGCGCUCGUCCCAAGCACUCGCUGCCAACAAGCUGGCUGCCGUCGACCAGGGCCCUGGAAACGGGUUCGCACCCGCCGCCGAGUCGACACCUCUCCUGCCGUCGUCGACGGCCGAGCCGGAUGUGAAUGGAUCCCAUCAAUCGCAGAAGAGGCAGGCCUCAGUUCGAGGUGAUGAAUCGUCGCAACGGGCUGCCAGUCCCUUGGUCGCUGUGCGCCACCGCGCGACAACCGAUCUGGAAGCCGUCCCUCGUCGCCCGUCAAUGUACGACGUCCAGAAGCGUCUCAUGUCAUUUGUCAAGGACACCAAAUGUAAUUGCGACGAGGGAGGUUCCUGUUACGGCUACACGGAUCCUUGUGGCCAGGAAUGCUUCAAACACCUCUCCACACGAACGUCUCAGCGGUCUUCGCACAGCGGCCCCCGCCAAUCUGUCCUGUUGCGAACUAGCACAGGCCCGUUCUACCCUCAUUCCGCGUCUUUGUUCCACGGCGCCGACGGCCACGACCACGGGUCCCAACUUGACCGACCCGUCAGCCCCCUCUUUCAAACAAGCAGGGCCGCGUCCCGAGAGCAGCUGCUGUCGCCCACCGACGAAGAGACUGAACUGGAAACCGGCCCUUACUCUUGCUGUCCAUCCGUCAAGCAGGAUGAGGAAGAUGUCCAAGGUCAACAGCACCACCAUCACGUCCCUGCCAACGCCUUCCUCUCCAUCGGUCUGCAGACCUCCAUCGCCAUUGCCCUUCACAAGUUUCCCGAAGGCUUCAUCACCUACGCCACCAACCACGCCAACCCUGCUCUCGGCUUCAACGUCUUCAUGGCCUUGUUUGUUCACAACAUCUCGGAAGGCUUUGCAAUGUGCCUACCCCUGUACAUGGCUCUCGGAUCCCGCUGGCGCGCCAUGGCGUGGUCCGCCGUUCUCGGCGGGCUCUCCCAGCCUGUAGGCGCCGGCCUGGCUGCGCUGUGGUUCAAGCUGGCGCAGCGGUCCAACAUUGCGCCAAACGCCGUAGUGUACGCGUGUUUGUUUGCGAGCACAUCGGGCAUCAUGGUCAGCGUGGGAUUGCAGUUAUUCGUCGAGGGCUUGAGCCUGAACCACAAUCGAAACUUGUGCAUCUUCUUUGGUUUCUUGGGUAUGGCGUUGCUGGGACUGAGCAACGCAUUGUUUGCGGCGCACUAG